Messenger RNA from Priceomyces carsonii, 1461 nucleotides. RefSeq lists its product as uncharacterized. The record is from RefSeq and is a predicted model, not a curated record. Bases 1 to 1461 code for a protein of 486 amino acids. The transcript has a single exon. NCBI's taxonomy places the organism in Eukaryota, Fungi, Ascomycota, Pichiomycetes, Serinales, Debaryomycetaceae.
AUGUCUAAGUCGUCUCAAUCUUCUCUGAAUACGAAUGAUUCUUCUUGUGAUCUAGUUUUCGGAAAUGACGAUCAAAUCAACGCAUUGGCAAAGUUACAACACGUCAUUUUACCGAACCAGAGAUUCAAAGAUGAGAAGUCCAUAAAAGAAUUGAGAUCUGAUCCAAAGUACUUAUAUGUCACCAACUGGCUCUAUACUUGCAGAGGUUUUAUAAAGUUGCAAUCAGAACAUUUUGAUAUUGACCUAUUUGAAAUAGAGUUGCUUAAUUUGGUAUAUCCUCCCCCAAUCGACGAGUCCGUUUUAUUUAUAAACAAAUUAAAAGUGUCCCUCAUCACUACUUUACAAAACUCAAAAAUGUCAUCUCUCAAUAACUUUGAGAAGAUUUUUAGGAUGUGGUUUGGAUUAGAUACAUCUUUGAAAGGAAAUGAAGACGAGGAUGAUAUCACUGAGGAGCCUUUAUUUGAUAAUUUAAAAAUUUACGAAAAGUUUGAAAUACUUUAUAUACUCAUCAGUUACAUUAGUCAAUAUUCCCUGUUCAGGACUUGGAUUGAUAAGAAUAACGUUUCCAUGGACAUGCUUAGGAAUACUCCAAUUUACAGUGAAGUCCUAAAUAAGGGUAUUAUUGAAGAGUAUUUAUUAUUCUUUGACAGCUCUAGUUUAUACAAAAGAGUUUCUAAUUUCCACUCCUUACAGAUACCAAAAAAAAGACUGCAAGCACCAUCAGAUCCAGAGUCGUUUUAUGAAGAAGAUCAAUUCGAUGUUCGCAACGUGACUUAUGAGUUGAUAUACCGAAAUAUUUACGAAUUCAGCUCUUACUUAAAAAAUUUGAAAAAGAAGAAAAACUCAAAGAUGAAUAAGGAUAUUUCAGCUAAAAUUUCUCGGUCUUCUAUAGUAGAUGCUGUGUUUCAUAGCGAAAUAAAAAAGCGAAAAGUUUUAACGAACCGGAGAAAGGAAGUCCAACUCGCAAAUCUUUUAGCUACUAGAAAGCGGUCUUCAAGAUUAGAAGCCAAAGAAAAACAAAAGAAUGAAGAGCUUAGAUUGUUGAAAAUACAAGAAGAAGAGGAAUUGAAAGUUGCAGCUGAGAAGAGAUUGGAAAGAAGGCGACUAGCAAGGGAUGAACAAUUUCAAGGCAUUUCAAAUUCAAAUGGAAUCACUAGAGAAGAAAGGCUAAGGAACAGGAAAGAAAACUCGUUUAUUGCUACUCCAGAACCAGAAGCUCUGUUCAUUGCUACUUCAGAUUCUGAAAAAGAUGCCCUUAAGGCAAGCGAUGAAACAAGUAUUGAGAGUCAUACUUCAAAUAUGAAUAAUCAAGUAGCCGAUCAAAAUGAGAGUGCAUUGAUAUCGAGAACUGAAUUGAUAUGGCCUGCUCAAAAACAACAUGAAAGCUUUAAUACUGAAAGUGAGUCAAAUGUAGAAAAAGACACAGCAGACCUGGUUGAAAGAUUUUCAUAUCCUACUUAA